GAUUUAUUUUUAUCCAUCCCACGUGAUUACGUGUGGCCAAAAUGGCGGAAGGUGGUGGUGAGGAAAAACAGUUUCUGGGGAAAUUAGUGCGAAACCAAACAAAAUAUGGAACAAAUUCACGAUUAACACAGAAAAACUCAACCUAUAUAAAACAUUCCAUUGUAAAAGGAGAUACUCUCCAAGGCAUUUCGCUCAAAUAUGGAACUACGGUGGAACAAAUAAAAAGAGAAAACCAACUAUGGACAAAUGAUAGUUUAUUUUUACGAGAGCAUUUAUUUAUUCCGGUGCAAAAUGAGGAUGUCUCUUCAAUACCUGACCGUUAUGAAACAGUUGUGAUAGACCCAGUGUCACGGACAAGAUCCGCUAGUCAAAAAUCAAACACAAGUACUAAAAGUAACGAAAGUGAAAAAAACGUGCCAAAAGAUUCAUCUUCAUCUACAUCUCAAAAAGCCUCGGCAAAUGGCGAAUCAGGAAUGGACUUUUUAUCAAAAUAUGACGCUUCUAUUGCACAAUUAAAAUCUAACGUCAACCAGAUGGAAAAAAAUGCAAGGAGCCUUCCCAACAAUGUUAUUGACAAUGAUUUUACAUAUCGACGAAAGUCAUCAUCUCAGCGAUCUGCAAACAGCAUAAAUUCUAAUAUACGGAAGAGUUCUUUUGAUAGCAAUGGUCAACUCCCGUCUUUUUACGAAAACGAUGGGUACAGCGGCAGUGACAAGGACUUGACCAGUUCCCCUGUUCUUGUGAUAAAGUCAAAAAGUUCUACGAGAAGAGUCAAAACAUCAUUGGACCGAAUUGCAAGACAGAAUGAUGAAAUUUUUGAGUUGUGAUAUAUGUUUAAUUUAGUUUAUUAUCAGCAAGUAUUGUCAGGCAAUUUUUUUUUUAUAGAACAUGUAUUCUAAUGGUCAAAUCUGAAACAUUUUUCUUUAUUAUAUGCAACUUGAAUUUCUUUUUAUUCAAAAAUAUAACUCUAUAAGUUUUGUAAUUAUAAACUUUUGUUUUCCUAAUUCCUAUAAUCUUACACUCUUUUACAAAUUUAUUCCAAAUUCCAUUUAUGACAAAGUCUUCUAUUCUUAAUUUUUGUUUUUUCGAACGCUUGUAUUCCUAAUUCCUGUAACUUCAAACUCAUUUAUUCAUGUUAAUCUUAUUCCUGUAAUCUCAAACUCAUAUAUAUUUAUAAUUCCUGUUAUCUAUAACUCUUAUAUUUCAAACUCCUGUUCUCUCAACCUAAAAUUAUGGCCCCAUUAUAAUUAUAUUUACUCUUGAUUUCUCCAAACUCCUGUUAUCUCAAAUUAUUUUGUAAGUUGAGGAAUUGUACUUAAAAUGAGUUGUACUUAAUCUAGGGUUUCUGUUUAGGAGGUUAAAAAACGUUUGAAAUGGGUUUAGGUUCAGAUUACAUUUUCAAUCUUAUCCCUCUUAUUUAUACUGGGGGUUCUAUUUUUGACAAUUUCAACUCUUUAUAUUGAAUAAAUUGACAAAAUGAAACAUUAAGAAUAAGAGGGUAAAGGGUUAUAUUCUUUCAAAGUGCUUGCAAUUUCAUUUAACUUGUUUUCAUGCUUGCAGUUUGCGAUGUUAUUCAAGGUUUUUCAUGCAAAUUGAUGGAAAAACCAGGUGCUUGUUAUUUUUCUAAUUUUUUUUUUCAUUGUUGAAAAGAUUUUUUUAUUUGUACUUAAUAUAUACACAUACACCCAUUUCAUUUGCCUUUACAACCCCCACAAAGAUAAAAACAAAAACAAAAAAACACCAUAAUCUUUAUUUUUAUUUGGUUAAUUGAUUAGUAAUUUGCCGCUUCAGAAAUUGUUCCUGUUGUUAGCGAUACAUUUGUACAAGUUGUUUCCCUUAUGGGUAGAGGUAUGUUAAUUUUCAUUGCAAACGAACUGUAAUUUUUUUUCAAAAUCUUUUAAUAUACAUGUUAUUACAUAGACCUUUAUAAAACUUUUUGUUUUUAUAUAACAAUAGUAAUUUUUCAUGAAAUAUUUGUUUAAAUGUCGUAUACAUAUAUAUAUAUAUAUAUAUAUAAACGAGUCUAAAUUGAAAACUACGUUCAAAUCUAUUAUAAUUAACAAUUUUUUUCCCACAAAAGGAGAGCCUGGGUCCCCUUUCACUCCUUGGAUCCGCUUAUGUUUGGUAUACAAUAUAACUAUACCAUGUUGGCAAAGGGGAAAUAACUUGUGUUAAAAAUAUGUAAUAACAGAAUCAAAUCAGAAAUUGUUGAAAAGACUAUUUAUCUAAAGACAAUACUUGCUGAUUUAAUUCUAUCGGGGACAGUGUAUAAUUGUAUUUCAUGCUGUUGAAAAAUUUCCAAAUCAAAAACUGUCCUGUCCUAAUUGGGAUUUGAAUCAAUAUUAAAUGUCUGAACUAUUUUUUAAUUAUUAGCAGUGAAGAGAUGUCUCUGCCACUAGUAAAUACAAUGAUAUUUAAGAGGUUAAACCAGAUUUUUUUUAAAAGGGGUUAUUGUUUGUUUCAUUAACUUACAUUCAUUUGAUUUAUUAAAAAAAAAAAAAGGACCCUGAUGAAUCUGCAAAUGAUUUCAAUACUUUCCCCCCAAAUCUAAAUAUUUGAGAUUUUUUAUUCCACUUACAAAAAAAAUGUCAAAAAUAUUUCAUUGCCAAUUCAGAGGGAGAGAUUAUAGAACCUCCUUCUUUUUAAAUAUGUUUCCUUCUUAAUUUUUACCAUAGGCAAGGGAGACAAUUCAGUUUUUGAUUUGUAGAUUUUUAUUUCAUCAUUCAUGUGUAUAAAUUGUUUGAGCUGUGAUAUGUAAGCAUAAUUAUAAAUAUAUAUAUAUAAGUAAUGCAAAUUUUUAUCAUUGAAUGUAAAUAAAACAGGAAUUCAUUCAUUGUAUACUGUAUAUAUUGGGUUUUAUGACUGUCUAAAGUUAAGCUCACCAGGGUUUUAUGACUGUCUAUAGUUUAGCUCACCUGGCACAAAGGGCCAGAUGAGCUUUUCUCCUUACUUUGCAUCUGUCAUCUAUGUAGAUGUUGUUGGUUAAUUUUUACCAAAAAAUACUGGGUCAAAUUAAACCAAACUUGGUCACAAUCAUCAUUUGGUUAAUUGGUUUACCAAAUGUGACCAAUUACCAGCCUGCCAACCAAUAUGGCCAACAUGAAUUAAAAGUACAUAAAAAUUUAAGUUUGGUCUAUUAUCCAAUAAAUUAUUAUGAAUAGAGAAAAUCUGGCAGUUUUGACGUAAAAGGCCAGUAUCUUAUCGUUCUGAAAUGAUUUUACCCUGUCUGAUUUUCUCUGAUUUUCUUACAAUUUUUUUUGUCUAUAUCAUGUACUAUUUUGAAAAUACAAUAGAAAGAUAGAAGCUUUAAGCAAAAAUGAUUAGCAAGACAGAAUUUUAGAAUAAGAUAGCACUUAAUACCAAGUUACGUUUUUCCUUAAUAUCAUAAAAACUAUUAUGAAUAGAUAGAAACGUUUAAAACAAAAAUAAUAAGCAAGACUUAGAUCAACAAGUAAGUCUUAAUAGUAUUUGACUCCUCAUUUGAAAUUUAUUGCUCUUUAAUGAUUAUUUUCACAAAAUCAUUUGUGUUCAUGCUCAUUGCUGAUAUUACACCUGAACCUAGGUGAGCGACACAUGCUCUAUGGAACCACUAGAUUGUGAAUGAGCUACUUUUAGCUGCAAUGCCAACCAAUUUCAGAUUAAUCAUUUUGUUUUUCAUUUUCACCAUCUUUUUAGGAAGAGAAAUAUUUUUCCCAGAAUGAGUCAGGAUAAUAAUAAUACUAUGCAAAACUCUGCUUACCUGGAUACAAUUUUACUCAACUGGUUUACAUAAAUUUUUUGACUGUGAGAAGCCUUCAGAAUAUAUUUAUUUGUCUUUGAAAUUGUGUUAUAGUGUAGGCGGGAUUAUUCAGGCACAGUAUCUCUGAUGAGAUAUGUUGAUUUUUUUUGAAAUUUUAGAUUUGAAUACCUAUUCUAGCCAGGUACAAGCUACAUAAAAAAAUAAUCUACAAAAACCUAAUUUAGUAUAAUUUCCCCUUUAACAGGGUUCAUAAAAAAGAAGGGGUGUAUGUUCUGUAUUUUCACAUGUGUGGAAAGUAACUUACAAAUAUAAAUAUACCUAUCAUUAUGUAUGAAGAAUAUGGCUUUUAGUAAUUAGUAAACAAACUGUAACAGAAUAAUUUGUAGAAAAUGGCAUUUGAUAUUCUUAAUGACAAAUAUUUGUUAUUUGAUAAAAAUAACCAGAAAAUUGUUUAGUUGCUGUAAAUAGAUCAAAGAUAAUAAAAGAAGAAAUGUGAAAUUUUAUAAUGUUGUUUAUGUGUAAGAUAUAAGUGCUACAAGCAGUAUAAAUAUAUCAUUGAAAGGUCACAUCAAAUAAAAGAUUAGAAAGAAUA
Molecule: messenger RNA, 4331 nt
Organism: Mytilus trossulus (common blue mussel)
Lineage: Eukaryota; Metazoa; Mollusca; Bivalvia; Mytilida; Mytilidae
Product: lysM and putative peptidoglycan-binding domain-containing protein 2-like
Exons: 3
Coding region: 42-827 (261 amino acids)
Source: RefSeq, a predicted model, not a curated record